GUUAAUAAUCUAUACUCUCACUGCAACACACACAAUUGCAUAAACCCUGAAACCCUCCCUUGUCACAAUCACUAUUCACAGCGCCGUCGUCGAUCUCCGCCGUAACCACCGUCGUCGUGAAACCCUAUCUCCAUUCACAAGAGAUGAAUAUGUCCAAAACCAACGGCAUAAUCUUCACGAAGGAUCCUUACAUCGAGAAAGCAGAACCUCGCAAAAUCGCGGGAAUUUCAUAUUCGACGCUAUCGGAUAAAGAUAUCACCAAAAUUGGCGAAGCUCAAGUGUGGCAAGAUCGUUACUAUGAUGCAUUUAAAAAGGCCGUUGAAGGCGGCGUGUUGGAUCCUCGUCUGGGCCCUGCUAAUAAGAGUAGUCCUUCCUGUGCAACAUGCCACGGGAAUUUUACUGAUUGUCAAGGGCACUACGGAUACUUACCACUUGCCCAACCUGUUUUCAAUGUCGGAUUCUUAAGUACAAUUGUAAAAAUACUGAAGUGCAUUUGUAAGAAUUGUGCUCGUAUUCUCCUUGAUAAAGAUCACAUCAAGCGUGAAAAGUAUUUUGAGAAAAUGAACAAUCCCAAAUUGGAUGGGUUGCAGAAGAUGGCUGUGUUUGAUGAUAUAAUGAAAAAUUUCAAAUCUGCUAAAAAAGAGUGCCCAAGAUGUGGAUAUAUCAAUGGUUCAGUAAAGCAACAGAGGGCUACCCUGAGCAUUCUUCAUGACUGCUCAAAGGCUAACAAUGAUGACGUUGCAGAGCUCCAAUCAGCUCUUCCUCAUAUAAACAAUUAUAGGGCAUGCAACGACUUGACUUCUCGAACGCUUUACCCUGCCGUGGUUCUUGAAUUGUUUAAAAAGAUGCAUGGCAAGGACUGUACAUUACUUUAUAUUGCUGAAAAACCAGAGAAUCUCAUCAUAACAAACAUUGCUGUGCCACCUAUAGUUAUUCGACCUUCAGUCAUGAUGGAUGGACAGAGUAAUGAAAAUGACAUAACCGAGAAGCUAAAGAAAAUAAUCCAGGCAAAUGCUAUCAUGCAACAAGAAUCAGUUGAGACACAAAAAUAUCAGGACGCUUAUCUUAUGCUUCAAUUCGAGGUUGCUCAAUACAUAAAUAGUGAUGUUAAAGGUGGACCAUACAAUCUGCAAAUGAGCAAGCCUUUAACUGGUUUUAUUCAGCGCAUUAAAGGGAAGCAGGGUCGUUUCCGUAGCAAUCUGUCUGGAAAACGUGUUGAGUAUACUGGCAGGACAGUUAUUUCACCCGAUCCUAAUCUAAAGAUUACCGAGGUUGCAAUACCCAUCCAUAUGGCUCGCAUUUUGACUUAUCCUGAGCGUGUUACACAUCACAACAUAGAAAAGUUGAGACAAUGUGUGAGAAAUGGUCCUGAUAAGUAUCCUGGUGCAAGGAUGGUUAAAGAGGCUGGGGGUAACUCAUGGAAUUUGAAAAUUUUGACUAGGACGCGCCGUGCUGAUGAACUGAAAUUUGGUGAUAUUGUUGAACGCCAUAUAGAAGAUGGAGACGUUGUUCUUUUCAACAGGCAACCAAGCUUGCAUCGGAUGUCUAUGAUGUGUCAUAGGGCAAGGGUUAUGCCUUGGAGAACUUUGAGAUUUAAUGAAUCCGUAUGUAAUCCAUAUAAUGCCGAUUUUGAUGGUGAUGAGAUGAACAUACAUGUUCCACAGACUGAGGAAGCUCGAACAGAGGCUCUUUUGUUGAUGACGGUGCAAAACAAUUUGUGCACACCAAAAAACGGGGAAAUUCUAGUUGCCUCUACGCAAGACUUUUUAACCUCUUCCUUUCUCAUAACUAGGAAAGAUACUUUUUAUGACCGUUCCACAUUUUCACUUAUUUGCUCAUACAUGGGGGACGGCAUGGAUCCUGUUGAUUUGCCAACUCCUGCAAUUAUUAAGCCAGUUGAACUCUGGAGUGGUAAACAGUUAUUUAACAUUUUAUUGCGCCCACACGCAAAUGUGAGGGUCUAUGUGACCCUCACUGUAAUGGAGAAAAAUUACGGCUCAAAGCUUGAUGACAGGGAAAGAGAAUUCAAAACAAUGUGCCCGGAUGAUGGAUUUGUUUAUUUUCGCAAUAGUGAGUUAAUCUCCGGACAACUUGGAAAGGUGACAUUAGGAAAUGGCAACAAGGAUGGACUUUUCUCUGUGCUACUAAGAGACUAUAAAUCAUAUGCUGCUGCUUCUUGCAUGAACCGUCUUGCUAAAUUAAGUGCUCGGUGGAUAGGUAAUCAUGGGUUCUCGAUAGGCAUUGAUGACGUCCAACCGAAAGAUAAAUUGAUCAAAGGGAAAGAAAAAACGAUUGAGGAUGGUUACAAGAAGUGUGAUGGUUAUAUAGAAGAUUUCAAUAAAGGAGAGCUAAAACUCGCACCUGGUUGUGAUGCUGCUCAGACAUUAGAGUCUAAGAUAUUUAGUACAUUAAAUGGCUUGCGUGAUACAACAGCGAAGGUUUGCAUGGAAACAUUACACUGGAGGAAUAGUCCAUUGAUCAUGUCGCAGUGUGGCUCUAAAGGAUCUCCUAUCAAUAUAUGUCAAAUGGUUGCCUGUGUUGGUCAACAGUCGGUUGGAGGUUGCCGUGCUACUAAUGGGUUCAUAGAUCGAAAUCUUCCUCAUUUCCCUAAAAAAGCGAACACCCCUGAUGCUAAAGGUUUUGUUAAAGAUUCCUUUUUCACUGGAUUGUCAGCUACUGAGUUUUUCUUCCAUACAAUGGGAGGGAGAGAAGGGCUCGUUGAUACAGCGGUCAAAACUGCAGACACUGGAUAUAUGUCUCGUAGAUUAAUGAAAGCUCUAGAAGACUUAUUUUUACAUUAUGAUUACACUGUAAGAGAUGCCAAUUGUAGUCUUGUUCAGUUUUGUUAUGGUGAUGAUGGCAUGGAUCCAGCAGGCAUGGAAGGCAAAAAUGGAAAACCUUUAAAUUUUGAUCGAUUAUUUCUCAGAAGCAAGGCCAUAUGUCCAGCUGAUGGAGAUGAUACAAUCUUAUCUUCUUCAGAUGUGCAUAAAGUACUUCAUGAGAAGCUUUCAGAAGUUGGUAUGUCUAAGUUAGUGGAGAAGAAUGCUUCAAACAAUGAUAUAACGCCUGCAGUGGGCUUCUCUACUGAUUUCUUAAAAUCUCUACAAUCUUUUGUCGGAGAAAAUACAAAAUUAACUGAAAGUAUCACCGAGGACGAUUCCAAUAAUUUGAAGAACCUAAAGAACUUUAUUUCGAGGAUAUCUGGAAUCAGUCGCAGACAACUAGAGGUUUUUCUAGAUAUUUGUCUAUCACGUUAUCGUAUAAAAAAAAUUGAGGCUGGAACUCCGAUUGGCGCAAUUGGAGCUCAAAGUAUUGGUGAACCUGGGACUCAGAUGACUUUGAAAACUUUUCACUUUGCUGGGGUUGCAAGCAUGAAUGUUACUCUUGGAGUUCCUCGCAUUCAAGAAAUAAUAGAUGGAGCACGCAAUAUUAAGACACCGAUCAUCACUGCAAUACUUGAGAGGGAGGAUAAUGCAGAAACUGCAAGGGCAGUGAAAGGCCGCAUAGAAAAAACAAAUUUAGGCCAGGUUGCGAAGAGUAUUAAAGUUGUUUACUCUUACACAUUAGCGGCAGUUUUUAUCUCGCUGGACAUGGGCAUAAUCGAAAAGGCAGGACUGAAUAUAGAUGCCAAUAUUGUGAAAGAAUCAAUUUUGCAGACUGGAAAACUGAAGUUGAAGCCAGAGAAUAUUAAGAUUUUGGAUAUUAAAAAGCUUCAAGUGGAACCCCAAGGGUGUAGCCGAAGUGAAAUCCUUUUUCAACUUAAUAAUCUCAAAAAUUUGCUUCCAUCAGUAGUCGUGAAGGGAGUUAAAACUGUCGAACGAACUGUCCUAGAAAUUAAAAAAAAUAAAACCGAUAAUGGUAAAGAAUCUGAGACGUACACAUUACUGGCGGAAGGCGAGGGCCUUAAAGAGGUUAUGGGUAUUGAAGGGGUUGAUGGACAUAAAACUGUUACUAAUCAUAUCAUUGAAAUGAGGAACGUUCUGGGAAUUGAGGCUGCCAGAUAUGGUAUCAUUGAUCAGAUACAGUAUACAAUGAAACAGCAUGGAAUGAGUAUAGACGUACGCCAUAUUAUGCUUCUAGCAGAUAUGAUGACUGUCCGGGGUCAAGUCCUUGGAAUGACAAGACAUGGAAUUCAAAAGAUGGGCAGAAGUGCACUAAUGCUUGCAUCAUUUGAGAGUUCAACAGACUAUCUUUUCGAUGCAUCCUUGCGUGGGAAGGGUGACCCAAUUGAAGGAGUGAGUGAUUGCAUAAUCAUGGGUAAACCUAUUCAGAUAGGCACUGGAAUGAUCGAGGUCAAACAAAGGUUGGAUCCUCCGGUGCUGCCACAAGGAGCCAGGCCUAUUCUAUCUAGGGUUUGAAGUUGUAUAUUAGCAGCAAGAAUGUGGAUUAUACAUGAAGGAUUGCAUUGAAUGUUUUGAGUUUGAGGUUGUAGAAUUUACUCUUGGAUCUGAUUACAUUGAAAAUGGUAGAUUGAAGUAGCAAAAUAGUUAUUGGAAACACACACAAGUGGAGUAGCCGGGUUAGUCCGGACAAAUAAUUUUGACAUUUUUACCAAUUGAGUUAGAACUUGUGGAAUAAUUUAUCACAUUAAUUAUUAGUUGAUUUUGAUUAACAUAGAUGUAAAGUGAACAUAA
Molecule: messenger RNA, 4634 nt
Organism: Medicago truncatula (barrel medic)
Lineage: Eukaryota; Viridiplantae; Streptophyta; Magnoliopsida; Fabales; Fabaceae
Product: DNA-directed RNA polymerase III subunit 1
Exons: 27
Coding region: 144-4358 (1404 amino acids)
Biological process (GO): DNA-templated transcription
Molecular function (GO): DNA binding; DNA-directed RNA polymerase activity
Source: RefSeq, a predicted model, not a curated record